AUGGGAGUGUUAACUAUACUUUUAGUAGCUGUUGUUGGAACUGUCUACGGAUAUGGCUAUGGCGGUGGUAGAGGAGGAGGUGGUGGGGUCAUCGCUCUUGGUGGAGGCGGUGGAGGCGGAAGUGGUGGCGGAGGAUUAUUUCUAGGUGGAGGCGGUGGUGCUGGCGGUCUUAUAGAAGGAGGAGGCGGUGCCGGUGGCCUCAUUGGAGGAGGUGGUGUUGCUGGAGGUUUAAUCGGAGGAGGAGGCGGCUAUGGAGGUUGGGCUGGACCAGAACUGAAUGCUCCACAGUUACCUGAACUUGUUUACACCUAUUUCAUUUAA
Molecule: messenger RNA, 321 nt
Organism: Mytilus trossulus (common blue mussel)
Lineage: Eukaryota; Metazoa; Mollusca; Bivalvia; Mytilida; Mytilidae
Product: acanthoscurrin-2-like
Exons: 2
Coding region: 1-321 (106 amino acids)
Source: RefSeq, a predicted model, not a curated record